This is a messenger RNA of Zootermopsis nevadensis, 3904 nucleotides long. It is a transcript of the gene PolD1, whose product is annotated as DNA polymerase delta 1, catalytic subunit. Gene Ontology annotation, biological process: nucleotide-excision repair, DNA gap filling; DNA-templated DNA replication; base-excision repair, gap-filling. Gene Ontology annotation, molecular function: nucleotide binding; DNA-directed DNA polymerase activity; DNA binding. Gene Ontology annotation, cellular component: delta DNA polymerase complex. NCBI's taxonomy places the organism in Eukaryota, Metazoa, Arthropoda, Insecta, Blattodea, Termopsidae. The record is from RefSeq and is a predicted model, not a curated record.
UGAUGACCAGGAUGGGAAAACCGUGACAGCAUUCUUAAAUAAAUACAAUUGAAUAAAAAAAGUGUGAAUUUGCAGAUCUAACUAUUUAAACUAAUACUUUCAUUCUGUUUUCUUCCAGAAAACCUGUUUUGUUUGUUUUUUUACUUUAAGAAAUGUUUGUAUAUGAUUUUGUACGGAUUUUCAUACAGUAAGCAACUGAUGUCAGGCUUACUAUGCUAUUUGUCAGGCAUUAAAGUACUUUCAGUUUAAUUCAAAUGUUGGUGUAAAUUAAAUAUCUAAGUAUGAAAGGUUUUAUGAAUAUCAGUAUCCUGUGGAACAAGUGUCUGGGUGAAUUUGAGGUUAGAAAGUUACAUGUUCGUAGAUUAAAUUUUGCAUUUUGUUAAUCAUGUGUCUGUCUUUAAAUAUAUACUGGUACCUGCAUUUUAUGUGUAAUCACCGGUAACAUAUUUUACUAUUUGUAUUGCAAGGUAACCCCAUUGUAAAUAUCAUGUAUAUACACAGUUACUCUAAACACAUUUGUAUUGACCUCGAGUAUCCAAGUGACUUUGUUUCUGUUGCAUAACCUAGUUUUCUAUGUACUCUGUGACCGUACUGAGUGUCAUGCCUAGUGCUAAUAUUUGUGUAAUUAGAUAAGUAAUAACUCAUGGUGAUAAAUUGUAGAUAACAGUAGAUAUGACCCAUAUAUAUAAAUGUUGAGUUACCUAGCAGCAACCACUGUUUCCAUUCAAUGUGGGAAAUUAUAAAGGGCCCAGAGACGCAGCAGACAAGUGUGAGAUGGAGUCGACCAGCCCUUCCUCCAUUGAAUCCAGCGCAACAUGCUUUAACCUUUCAGCAGCUGGAUAUAGAUCAUUACACAGGCUAUCCAAUAGCUGGGAUGCCUGGCAGCCAACAGUUUCCAGUGCCUAUUAUGAGGAUGUAUGGAGUGACCAUGGAAGACAACUCUGUCUGUUGUCAUGUGCAUGGAUUCUCGCCAUAUUUUUUUGUGUCAGCACCAAGUAAUUUUACUGACAAGGACUGUUUCACUUUUAAGAUGGCUCUCAACAAGGCUGUGCUAGCAGACAUGCGAUCUAACAGGGAAGACAUACGAGAAGCAGUUCUUGCAGUUGAGUUGGUACGGCGCUUGAACCUCAUGGGGUAUAAUGGAGAAGAUAAGAUGGUCUUCAUUAAGAUUACAGUGGCUUUGCCUCGUUUCAUUGCACCUGCCAAACGCUUACUGGAGAGAGAUGUUAUUUAUCCACCAGCUGGUUCCCAUAGUUUCCAGGCAUUUGAAUCCAACAUAGACUUUGAUAUUAGGUUUAUGGUGGACACAGGAUUGGUGGGCUGCAGUUGGGUUGAGCUGCCUGCAGGUCAGUGGACAAUGCGACCUGCUGCACGUCAUGUGUCUCGCUGUCAAAUUGAAGCAGAUGUAUCGUGGGAACGACUAGUGUCACACACACCAGAAGGAGAGUGGGCAAAAGUGGCUCCGUUCCGCAUUCUUAGUUUUGACAUUGAGUGUGCAGGACGGAAAGGUAUCUUUCCUGAGUCUGAGCAUGAUCCAGUGAUCCAAAUAGCCAACAUGGUGGUUCGGCAAGGACACCAUGAACCAUUUCUGCGUAAUGUGUUUACACUAAACACCUGUGCUCCAAUAGUAGGGAGUCAGGUGCUGAGCUUUGCAGAUGAACGGGAAUUGUUGGAGAAAUGGGCAGCAUUUGUUCGAGAAGUUGAUCCAGAUGUGAUCACAGGCUACAAUAUCAACAACUUUGAUUUUCCAUAUCUCGUCAGUCGUGCAAACCACCUCAAAGUCAAGGAUUUCACAUAUUUGGGAAGAGUUACAAAUAUCAGGUCAGUGAUAAAGGAUCAGAUACUACAAAGCAAGCAGAUGGGUCGCAGGGAAAACAAGAACAUGAACUGUGAGGGAAGAGUAAUAUUUGAUCUUUUGCUGGUUUUGGUUCGAGAUUAUAAACUGCGCUCAUACACACUGAAUGCUGUCAGUUUCCAUUUCUUGGGGGAGCAGAAGGAAGAUGUGCAUCACAGCAUCAUAACAGACCUACAGAAUGGAAAUCCACAGACAAGACGUAGACUUGCUGUGUAUUGCUUGAAAGACGCGUAUCUUCCUUUGAGACUACUGGACAAAUUGAUGUGUGUUAUCAACUACAUGGAAAUGGCACGUGUCACAGGUGUGUCAUUAUCUUGUCUGCUCACUAGAGGGCAGCAGAUCAAGGUCGUAUCACAACUAUUGAGGAAGGCUAAAGAGGAGGGAUACCUCAUGCCAGCAUAUGGCAGUGGAAUUCAAGAGGAACAGUAUGAAGGUGCUACUGUUAUUGAACCAAAAAAAGGCUAUUAUGCAGAUCCUAUUGCAACACUUGACUUCAGUUCACUAUACCCCAGUAUUAUGAUGGCACACAACUUAUGCUAUACUACGCUUCUGCAGCCAGGGUCUCGAGACAGACUGGGAUUAACGCCAGAUCAGUAUGUGAAAACACCUGCAUCAAAUUUCUUUGUAAAUAAAUCUGUUCGGAAGGGUCUUCUUCCAGAGAUUUUAGAAAAUCUCUUAGCAGCUCGAAAGAAGGCAAAGGCUGACUUGAAACAAGAGAAAGAUCCUUUCCGACAGAAGGUGCUGGAUGGCCGACAACUUGCACUCAAAAUGAGUGCCAACUCUGUUUAUGGUUUUACUGGGGCUCAAGUAGGAAAGCUGCCUUGUCUCGAGAUAUCUGGGAGUGUAACUGCUUAUGGAAGAACUAUGAUCGAGCAGACAAAGCAAGAGGUAGAGCAGUAUUAUAACAUAGCAAAUGGCUACCAGCAUGAUGCUCAGGUCAUCUAUGGUGAUACAGACUCUGUCAUGGUUAAGUUUGGCAUAAAGUCAUUAGAGAAGGCCAUGGAACUGGGACGUCAUGCAGCCAAUUACGUUAGUACCAAAUUCCCACCACCAAUCCAUCUGGAGUUUGAGAAAGUGUAUUUCCCAUACCUGCUUAUCAGCAAGAAGCAUUAUGCCGGAUUGUACUUCACUCGACCCGAUAAAUAUGACAAAAUGGACUGCAAGGGUAUUGAAACUGUGCGUCGAGAUAAUUCACCACUCGUGGCUAACAUGAUGAACACAUGCCUGCAGAAGCUGCUUAUCGACAGAGACCCUGAUGCAGCAGUGGAAUAUGCAAAACAAGUGAUUUCUGACCUGCUUUGUAACCGCAUUGAUAUAUCACAGCUGGUGAUCACUAAAGAGCUGGCAAAAUCUGAUUAUGCAGCAAAGCAGGCUCAUGUUGAGCUCGCUGCUAAGAUGAAGAAACGAGACCCAGGAACAGCGCCAAAACUGGGAGAUCGUGUCCCCUAUGUGAUCAUUGCUGCGGCCAAGAAUACACCUGCUUAUAUGAAAGCUGAGGAUCCGAUCUACGUGUUGGAGAACAGUGUACCUAUUGAUUCUAGCUAUUAUUUGGAAAAUCAGUUGUCUAAACCACUGCUCAGAAUCUUUGCACCAAUCCUAGGUGACAAGGCAGAAUCCAUCUUGCUGAGAGGUGAUCAUACACGUACUAAGGCAGUUGUAACAUCUCGAGUAGGUGCCUUAUCAGCAUUUACACGGCGCAAGGAAACAUGUUUAGGCUGUAAGGCUGUUCUGUCUGAAGAUGGAAUUCCCCUGUGUAAGCACUGCGCUCCAGAUGAGGCCCGUCUGUACCAGCAGGAGCUUGCACGUUUCACCACUCUGGAGGACAGGUUUUGCAGACUUUGGACUCAGUGCCAGCGCUGUCAGGGUUCACUGCAUGAAGAAGUACUUUGCACUAGUCGUGACUGUCCAAUCUUCUACAUGCGCAAAAAGGUCCAGAUAGACCUGGUUGCACAAGACAAGAGUCUGCAGAGGUUUGGCAGUGCAACAUGGUGACAUCUUCUUUGUACCUAUCAUAAGAAUAUGCAGAAAUAUGAAUAAAUGCACAUUUUG